UAAUGUUACCAUAGCAACCCAAGUUUCUCACCAACGUUGUCAAGGAAACCCAAGAACCCCUCACCCCAUCCCCCGCGUUGCCGUGGCAACCCGCCAAAACUCCAUCGUCUUGUGACGUCACCAGAGUUCGGUCUCUAUGAUUGGUCGACACGCACAGCGAGCCGCCUGCUGAUUGGCUGAUGGGGGGGGUGUCUCCGUCAUUUCUUUGAGCAGCAGAAGAACAAGAAGACGACCCUCGGAACGCCUCUGCGAGCCGGGCUGCAGUUCCUUUUAAAAAGCAGAGAGCGGGGACAAGAAGUGGAGCACCCGGCCCGUGACCACCGGUGCCUGAGUGAGGUGCACGGCAGACGGCACGGAGAGCGAGCGAGCGGGCGAGCGAGCGAGCGAGCAACAUGCUGGCCAAAGAGAAGAUCGUCAUCGGCAUUAGUGGUGUGACCAACGCAGGUAAAACCUCCUUAAGCCUCCGACUUCAAAAGGCACUCCCCAACUGCAAAGUCAUCCACCAAGAUGACUUCUUCAAGCCUCCAGAAGAAGUCGUGGUGGAUUCAAAUGGCUUCUACCAGUAUGACGUCAUCACCGCCUUGAACAUGGACGCGAUGAUGAACGUUGUGAACGCGUGGAUCAAAGACCCCUCUGGAUUCAAGGGAUUGUCUUCUGAGUCCCACAUCGCCAGUCAGCCCCUGCACUACGAUCCCGACGCUCCUCACAUCCUGAUCAUCGAGGGCUUUCUCAUGUACACCUACAGGCCGCUUUUAAACGUGUUCGACUUCCGAUAUUUGCUGACCGUUCCGUUCGACGAAGCCAAGAGGAGACGCAGCACCAGGGUGUACUGCCCCGCGGAUCCUCCCGGCUACUUCGAGGGCCACGUUUGGCCGAUGCACCUCGAGCACAAGGAAGAGAUCCGCAGCCUCGGUGUGCACGUCGAACCUUGCCUGGACGGGACGAGUCACCCGGACGAACUGUUCCGGCUGGCGUACGACGACAUCAGUGCCAAGGUCCGGCGAUUGUCGUCCGGCUUGUAACGGCUUCCGUUGGACUAAACUAAACACUGCACUGUUUGUGUUGUCAGGUGGGGCCCACUGAGCUGUAUAGCUGUAUACUCUUAGGUUUUUUCGGUAAAGUCACGUAGAUAAAAAAUAAAAUUAAAAUUAAUAAAAGUAAAA
This is a messenger RNA of Lethenteron reissneri (Far Eastern brook lamprey), 1163 nucleotides long. RefSeq names its product nicotinamide riboside kinase 1-like. Lineage: Eukaryota; Metazoa; Chordata; Hyperoartia; Petromyzontiformes; Petromyzontidae. The record is from RefSeq and is a predicted model, not a curated record.